AUGAAACUACCCCGCUCACUAAAACCAAUCUUACCAACCAAACCCUCGUUCCAUCUCAAACCCUCAAUACUUUCGCACCGAUAUCAAUCAACUUUAAAUUCAUUUUCAAUCAAUCCAAACCAAAACCAAAAUCCUGAAUCUAUCCAAAUCCAAUCAAUUACCAAUUCUCAUUUUAAACUAACAAACGAUUUACAUUUGUUUUUUAAUUUUAAUUUAUUGAUUCCAAUCUCAUCAAAUUCAAUUCCAUUGAUUUGGAAAUCUUCAAGUCCUCAAAUUCAUAAAGAUUCACUUGAAAUCUUUAAAUUUUUAUUUCCUCGUCCAGGUACAGGUGAAAGGCUUCAACCUAUAGAUCCAUCAAUACGUGAAUGGAUUCAUUCACUAGGAAUCCAACUUACAGUCCUAGACACCCGAAAUGCUGCUUCAACUUAUAAUCUUUUGAUCGAUGAAGGUAGGAGUGUAGGCGUUGCAUUACAAGCCAUCAACCCACCUAAAUCAAAUACUUGA
This is a messenger RNA of Melampsora larici-populina 98AG31, 504 nucleotides long. RefSeq lists its product as uncharacterized. Gene Ontology annotation, cellular component: mitochondrial inner membrane. The transcript is spliced from 3 exons. Bases 1 to 504 code for a protein of 167 amino acids. NCBI's taxonomy places the organism in Eukaryota, Fungi, Basidiomycota, Pucciniomycetes, Pucciniales, Melampsoraceae. The record is from RefSeq and is a predicted model, not a curated record. Gene Ontology annotation, biological process: mitochondrial respiratory chain complex I assembly.